AUGGUCAACCCUCGACGUGUACCAUGGAGCAACGAACGUGAGCUCCGGGAUCUGUACGGGAUGAUCUGGGACGAUUUCAGCGAUCUUGAAGCCAGAGCUCAGGCGGUCGCCAGGCUGUCGCUCUACGUCUCUUCCCCCUCCGCACCGGUAGCCUUCAUCCUUCUCCACUCGCUCCUCUCCCUCACGCUCCUCCCUUACCCUCCGACAUCCUCUCAAUCCAGACUGGCAUCCCGACAAGCCCACGCACUCUCUCUGAUCAGGUUCACCAACGGUCUCGUCGACCCACUCCAGACGGGUAUGCACGCUCGACCGAUGUCGCUCCUCGCUAGACAGAUCGGUCUUCCACCGGGCUUGAUCGGACUGAGGCACGAGGCUACGCACGAGGACCUGCCGAGUCUAGAAGUACUCAGAGACGGAGUCUGGAAAGCACUAGAGUACCUUCGGGUGGAGACGUUCGAACCUUUGGUCUUCUCCGAAACCAACGGAAAUGUGGGAUCGUCCCGUUCUCAAGAAAGAAGAGCGGACCUGGAAAAUCGGCUGGAUACGAUAUUUCGUAAAUACAAAAAGGUCAUGAAGAGUUACUUCAGGGAACGGACGAGCAAGAGUAUCGGAUCCGGGUCGGCUGGGGGGAAAGAGUUGAGGGUGGUCUUGAGGGAGAUUGAAGAUCUUUUUGAGAAGGCUCUCGAGGAGGAAGAUGCCGAGGUGGUCGUGGAUGUUUUGACGGUUUCUCUCUUGAAACCUGGAUGCUUGAUUCCCUCGUCAAUACGGAAGCGACCCCGAGCGAAUCGAGCGGACCCGACCAACAUCCCAGCGUUAGACCCGACUACCAUCCGUAUCUGGUCACCCGUCCUGACCGUCCUAUCAAACAUCGCUCAGACCACUCGACGGGACGACGAAAUCGAAGAUCGUAAAGAAUCCGAAGAUCCCGCUGACUUCCUCGCCGAAGCGUUGGCAAGGAAAUGUCUCCAGAUCUCCUUGAAGCCCGCUCAGUAUGGCGAGGAAACAAAGGUCGAUCAGGGAGAAUCGGCACCUCUGAAUAUGGACGAGGAUUUCAUGGUCAUCGAUGCCGGCGAUAACGAAGAGGGACAGGGUCUUACUGGAGAGUCAGAGGAGAAGGAGUCGGCGGCCAUGGAGGAACGGACGUAUAGGUUCGCCAUUCAGGUCUGGUUGGUUGCGUUAUGGACGAACGGGAUGGACGAACAGCCACAAAAGAGGGUGGGCGAGGUUGAGAUGGAUCUUGGGCUGUCAAGCUCGGCCAGGGAGGAUCUGGGAAGGACUUUGGGAGAGGGGGUUAUGAAUCAGCUGCUCAGUGGAAACGGUACAGAAACCGGCAGUGCUUUAGCAUUGUUCCACGCUCUACGGGAAUGCGAUACCGACUUCGAGACACGGACGGAGCGGAUCAUACCGGGAACGCAAGAGAUGGUGACCGAGCACGAUGCGACUAUGGAUGUCUCGUUAGACGAGAUGGAGGCUAGAUUGGCUUCAUUGCGCAACCUCAACGCAACACGAUCCAUAUCCACUUCGAAAUCGUCUUUGGAAACGCCGGCGGCCGCCCAACCGGCUGGCGAUAUGCAGAGCGCGCCGGGCUGGAAGAUGGCCGAGUCUUCGUCCUGGCGUCCCGCCCCUAUAGGUGUAUGGCAGAGCGGCAAACAGAGGCUGGGCGUAAGGGCAUGA
Molecule: messenger RNA, 1674 nt
Organism: Filobasidium floriforme
Lineage: Eukaryota; Fungi; Basidiomycota; Tremellomycetes; Filobasidiales; Filobasidiaceae
Product: Las1-like-domain-containing protein
Exons: 5
Coding region: 1-1674 (557 amino acids)
Biological process (GO): maturation of 5.8S rRNA; maturation of LSU-rRNA
Cellular component (GO): preribosome, large subunit precursor; Las1 complex
Molecular function (GO): endonuclease activity
Source: RefSeq, a predicted model, not a curated record